Molecule: messenger RNA, 1341 nt
Organism: Miscanthus lutarioriparius
Lineage: Eukaryota; Viridiplantae; Streptophyta; Magnoliopsida; Poales; Poaceae
Source: the annotation of a GenBank genome assembly
AUGAAGGCCGCCUUGACCUCGCUCGGGGGGCCUGGCCUCCUGCCGGCCGCCUCGCGCCGCCUCAGCCGCCGCCCCCUGGCCGUGGUGCUCGCGCCGCUGCUCCUUUUCAUGGGCUCGGAGCUCGCCUUCAAUUCCUCGCCCUUCCUCGCGCUCGCGCCCCGUAGCGACGACGACGCUUCUUCGUCCUCCUCCUCGUCACCGCCUCCGCCACCGUCGCGUCGCGACGAGCAGCGGGUGGCGGUCUGCCUGGUGGGUGGCGCCCGGCGGUUCGAGCUGACGGGCCCGUCCAUCGCGCGCCACGUCCUUGCGCCGCUCCUCGCCGCGGGCGCCACCGACGUGUUCGUGCACAGCCCGCUCGACGCCGACGCCUACAGGCUCUCCGUCCUGGCCCGCGUUGCGCCCGGGGUCGUGCUGGCCGCCGUGCGCGUGUUCCGGCCGGAGCACAUCGCCGUGACGCCGGCGCGGGCGCGCGCGCUCACCGCGCAGCACUCCCCUAUGGGCAUCCAGGGUCUGCUGCAGUACUUCCAUCUGGUGGAGGGAUGCCUGGACUUGAUCCGGGAACGCGAGUCCCGUGGCAACUUCACCUACGCCUGGGUCCUCCGGACGCGCGUCGACGGCUUCUGGUCGGCGCCGCUUGACCCUGAGGACGCCUUCCACCCGACCGCCUACGUCGUGCCCGAGGGCUCCCGGUUCGGCGGCCUCAACGACCGCCUGGGCGCCGGCGCCCGCGCGGCCUCGGAGGCCGCGCUGCCACGCCUCUCGGCGCUGCCGCACCUGGCCGCGGCCGGGUACCGGGACCUCAACUCCGAGUCCGCGUUCCGCGCGCAGCUCCGCGCGGCGGGCGUGCCAGCGCGGGAGCACCGGUUCCCGUUCUGCGUGCUCAGCGACCAGACCUACUCGUUCCCGCCGUGGACCAGGUCCGCGGUGCCCGUGGCGUCGCUGGGGAGCCGGGGGCCGCUGAGCGGGGCCAAGUGCCGGCCCUGCCGCCCAGCCUGCCGCGGCCGCGGCGGGUGCGUGGCGCGGCACGUCGCGCGCCUGCACCGCGGGUGGAGCUGGACCGAGUGGCGGAACGGCACGCUGGAGCUCUGCGAUGCCAGCGGGCAGUGGGAGAGCGGGUGGGAGGCGCUGUUUGACGAGGUCGCUGGCGCCGAGGCCGCGGCAAUGCGGCGGAGCGUGGCGCGGAUGGGCGCGGAGGAGUGCCUAGCGGAGGUCCAGGCUCUCAAGGCGCGCGCGGAGUGGUGGGACGCACCGAGCCCAGCCGAGAUCUGCCGCCUCCGGUUCGGACUUCGGACUCCGAUCGCUGGUGCUGAGUCGACCCGAGUCUUCGUCGACGGACAGUGA